This is a messenger RNA of Ostertagia ostertagi, 629 nucleotides long. NCBI's taxonomy places the organism in Eukaryota, Metazoa, Nematoda, Chromadorea, Rhabditida, Trichostrongylidae. The record is from the annotation of a GenBank genome assembly.
CAGAAGCAGAAAUCAUUGAGAAACCUGAAGAGUGCACGGAGAAAAGGGGAAUAAGGAAAGAGAAGAAGUUGACUCCCGCGAAAAAGAAAAUUUUGAAAACCCGGGAGAACGUGGAGAUUUUGGACCCGGAAAUUAUCAAGUUUUCUUUUAUACCCACGCCGUUGGACGAAAUGGUUAUUGAUCUUCUAAAAAGGCUAAGGAAGCAAGCUGAUGCUGUUUAUGAAGUAAAUCAAACGAAGGCGCGUUCAAAGAGAACAUUUGUGUGUGGACUUCACGAAUCACUAAAACACGUCAGAGCAGAGAAUGUGAAAUGCGUCAUUGUUGCACGAAAUUUGGAUGACGAAUUAGUUUCAGGACCGUCAUUAUUCCACUCUCUACGUGAUGAAUGCAUAACACGUCGGAUUCCUAUAAUUCAUGCAUCAACGAAAAGAUUGUUGAGUCGAGCAUUGCAAAAAUUUCCGUACACCAAUAUCAUUGCACUGUUUCAUUUCCAUGGAUUUGAGGAGGAAGAGGCUAAAGAUCGAUUACUGCGCUGGGGUAAAGGCGGCUGCUGGAGAGGACUCGGUCCUUGGGGAGACAUCCAGAGAAAUCCGAGCUUUCUUAUGGAUGGGUACGUGCUGCUGGCAUGA